UGUAGCUUUUGCUUUCAGCCAAUUGUAUAUAAAUUACAUAUAUUCUUUCCUUCGCACCCUGGCUUGCUGCAUCGUGGCGCCCUAUAUACAAGAGGCAAUCCUGCAAGGAACUCUUGUUGAUCCACGCUACGCGCAUGCCUUGGUUGACACACGUUGUUCCACCACAGUUAAUUGUCUCUUUGCACAAUUAUUUGGUCCCAUUUUGGAGCGAUUGCCACUUCAAAGAAGAAGGAUCCAUCUCUUGCCAUCAGCGAAUUUCAACGGCUGAUCUACCAGUAAACACAAAACAUAGAUGGCAGCUAGUACAACAACAACAACAACAACUAGUUCAUCAGGAGGAAUGGACAAACGGCUCAUGAAAGCAGCCACAUCUGGUACGUCCACCUCAAUGUAUGCCAUGGCUGCACUAGAUCGAAGCAUUCUUCUUGGAACAACUCCGCAGGGAAACACCUGCCUUCACAUUUUCUGCAUUUAUGGCCAUGAGGGAUUCUGCAAGGACGUGCUUGAACUGGAAGAGUCUCUCAUCAAGGCUGUAAACUUGGACGGGGAGACACCACUUAUUACCGCAGUGAGAAAUGGUCAUGUCUCUGUGGCUUCUUUUUUACUCGCUCAGCACUGCUCUGUGCUAGGAUUGAGACAGGCAAUCCGGCAACAAGAUGUGUAUGGAUUCAAUGCACUGCACCACGCCAUUCGCAACGGCCACAAGGAUCAUGCACUGGAGUUGAUAGCAGCAGAGCCUGCGCUGUCGCAAGCUGUGGGCAAGCACAAUGAGUCACCGAUGUACUUUGCGGUCAUGAGGAAUUUUACACAGGUUUUCGAGAAACUAAUGCAAAAUCCUUUGUCUGCUUCUUCGGGAGGACAACACGGUCGCAAUUGUCUACAUGCUGCAGUUAAGAAUGGGGAUCAAGAAUUCGUCAAAAUAAUUAUGAAGGAACGUCCUGAAUUGGCCAGAGAAGCUGACACAUCAAAAAGUACUCCAAUAGCAAAUGCUGUACAAUACGAUAUGGUUGACAUUUUACAAGUAAUGCUGGAACAUGAUUCAACUCUAGGGUAUUUAAUAGGCAACAACGGUUUACCUCUCCUUAAUAUUGCGGCAUAUCGAGGUCUGGUUGCUGCUGCUCAAAAGCUUCUUGAGCACUGCCCCGAUGCUCCUUAUCUUGAACCAAAUGGUUCGACAUUGCUGCAUAAAGCUGUAUUCUUUGAUCAACCAGAGUUCGUUGAGUUUGUCCUGAGGACGCCAAUACUUCGCAAGCUUGUUAACAUGCAAGACAAAAAUGGAAGAACCGCUCUGCAUUUGGCAGUCGCAAGAUGCAACCCUAGAGCGGUUGCUGCUUUAUUGUCUCAUGUGGAUAUAGAUGCAACAUUGCUUGACAACAAGGGUGAUAUAGCAGCCUGGGAACUGUACAGCGUCAUGAAGAAUGCCAAGACUAUAAACUGGGUACGUAUGUAUGUUACAAAUAAUAGUACCAAUCAUGCAUUUCAACCGCUCUACAAUUCAAAAUAUUAAUUUAAUUCUGUUGUAACUCCUCUCUACCGUGCGAGCAAACUAGGCAAGCAAUGGAAAACACUUUUUAGUCAAUGUGACACAGCUGCCGGCUACUAUUGGCUCACACAAACAAACAAACAAACAACGGAAAAAAAACACUUCUCAUUACAAAGUACUCUUAAAUUUAUUGGUAUGCCUAUAUUUCAAGUGUAAUUAAAUAUCGGCUAUACAGUCAAUUUUUCUGCCAUAUUGUUUUUUAUAUGUAUCCCACAUAUAGGAAAGUUGCUAUGAAGUUUCCUCUCCCUAAAUCCUACAGAGAGGUGGUUUCGGAGCACGCUGCACCAUAAUUUCUCCUCC
Molecule: messenger RNA, 1843 nt
Organism: Aegilops tauschii subsp. strangulata
Lineage: Eukaryota; Viridiplantae; Streptophyta; Magnoliopsida; Poales; Poaceae
Molecular function (GO): protein binding
Source: RefSeq, a predicted model, not a curated record